Molecule: messenger RNA, 1819 nt
Organism: Ceraceosorus guamensis
Lineage: Eukaryota; Fungi; Basidiomycota; Exobasidiomycetes; Ceraceosorales; Ceraceosoraceae
Exons: 5
Coding region: 369-1712 (447 amino acids)
Source: RefSeq, a predicted model, not a curated record
UGUGUGUCUCAUCAAAUGCCUCGGCUUGGGAUGCAUCUCGCUGGUGUGAUUGGUGGUUUCUUCUCGUCCAUCGCGUGCCUCUCUGCAAUGGCAGAUGCGAUGCGACUGCUUGGCAUCAGCUGCUUCCACAUCACUUGUUUCGCUGCUGAUUCACACCCUCUCUGCUCCUCGACCACCCCCUUGCGUCACCUUUACCACCUUCACAGCGAGGACUGCCAUGCGGUAAGGCCUCGCCUGGUAUCUAGCAGCCUAUUGGUGCUUCUCGCUGGGCUGUAGUGCCGCGCGCGCGCUGGCAGAGAGCGCGCAACACACGCUUGCCAAUCCCAGUCCACCACAACCCCACUCGCUGUUCAGGAAAGGCCCAUGCUAUGCCGCCUUUCGGCGAGGCAGGUCCAUCCCGAGCAACCUCACAUGCUGCGAGCCAUGACAGCACAGCAUCCUCCUUCACCAGCAGCUUCAGGAAACCAUCGAGCGGCAAUCGUCUAGUCGUGGAGGUCGAGACUCGCAGCAACACACCCACCAGUUCCAAAAGCUCGACUGGCUCAUCAUCCUCUGCGGGCAGAGCAGCCCCUGCUGGCCCCGCGAAUGCUGCCAGUGCCUAUGUUUCUCGUAAUGCUCAACGCGACGACUCGAGCUCUUCCUCUGCCAAGCGACCCUCUUCCUUGAAGAGCUACUUUAUCUCAGCCGCCAGCACAUCGUCUCCCAAGUCUCCUGCACCAGCAGCGGUCACGAAGAGGCAGACCAGCGACUUGGCCGUCAUUGUCGCUUCGCCGCCGAGACGCGACUCGCACAAUAGUCCCUUACCCCCUGCCUCGGGCAUCAUCAGCUCAGCAUCACCCAUCAAGCCGAACGCUGCCAGGAUCGGUGCGCCGAGCUCGUCAUCCUUGCGCAAUCCUACUCGGGGUAACCACGGACAAUUCACCUCGAGGCCUGCGAGCGCCAGUUCCGAGGGCAACAAUGACACCCAAGCAACAUCAAAGUUCCAGCAAGCGCGAUUGCGACAGGCAGGAUCGUCUUCGCCGUCUCCUGCUGCUGCUGCUGGCCGACAUAAACCUCUUGUCAUCGAGAAGAAGCAGCCAGCGGGCCUCUCCAGACACUUGCUGCCUCCGAAGCCUCGCUCGUCGUUGCUCUCCCCAGUCACGCCUACCGCUCGCAAGGCAUCCAAGCCUCAGCCUGCGAAAAGUCUGCUCGAGGAAGCCAAGGCGCGCGCCGCAAAGAGGCAGGAAUACACCAAGGCCAGAACUGCAGGUCGCACCUCUGCCGACUAUGUGCCUCCGCCCGCCGCCGAGCUGCCCAGGAGCGAAUUUGGAGCAGAGGCACGGAUUUGGGGCAGCCCGUUCAGGGAACCUAGAGCUGGCAAUUCGGGACAUCAUCGAGGGACUAGGCUGCUGCGCUGCCAGUGGGAUGUGGACCGGUCCACCCAUUUCGAGCACAAUCAUGUGCAAUGCGGCAAGACGUUUAGCACGGCCGAGGCCCUCAUACGGCAUGUCUGCAGGGCGCACAUAGACCUCGUGCCGCUGCCGCCUGGAGAGGUGAAGAUGAGCUGCCAAUGGAAAGGAUGCGCCAAUAGAAGAUUUGACAAGACGACUCUCAAAAGGCAGCAUCUAUGUGGCCACCUUGCAGCUGCUGCUUUCGAGUGCCCCUUCAAAGAGUGCCGAUUGUCGAACGGCGUGGAGCUGACCGAUUACAAAGCCCAAGACCGAUUUUCGUGAUGACUCGGAGCUCAGGCCGCUCCUGUGGGUCGUACAUCUGCCAGGAAGCGCAGCUUUGGAGCAACACAAGAAGAAGCUGCGAGCCAUUGCUGCGUGCAUCAAGAACC